AUGUAUCUGAUAAUCGGUACACUUGUCAUUGUGCUGUUGGCAUUGAUCUACAAAUGGUCUGUGGCUAAAUAUCAGACGUUUAUAGAACGCGGCAUUCGCCAUGAGACCCCAAAGCCUUUGAUGGGAAACUUUGGGCUCGGCGAUUUUCUGGGUUCCGUGCCGCAAUUGCAAAAGCAAAUCGAUCAACAUCGAGAGUAUCGGGAUUGCAAAGUCUAUGGAUUGUACUUUUUGCGUGAUCCAAUUUUUGUGGUGCGUGACGUGGAAUUGAUCAAGAAUGUGGGUGUCAAGGACUUUGAUCAUUUUAUGAAUCACUCGGGAUCGGAUAAAAUUGAAUCGUUGCUCUCGAAGAGUCUUGUGCAGCUUAAAGAUCGCAAAUGGAAAAAUAUGCGGAACAUAUUGACACCCACUUUCACGGGCAAGAAAAUGCGAGCGAUGUAUGAGUUGAUUAAUGUCUGCAGUGAGCUUGGAGUUAAAUAUAUCGCUGGGGAAAUUAAAGAAAAAGGCGCUGAUAGCAUUGAGCUGGAGAUGAAGGAUUAUUUCACGCGAUUUACUAACGAUGUAAUUGCUUCUGCUGCAUUUGGCAUCAAAGUGGAUUCGUUUGCGGAGAAGGAGAACGAGUUCUUUAAAAUAGGACAGUCUGUAACGAAAUUGACGGGCACUGCCAUCAUUAAAGGAUUGCUCUUCAGCGUCAUUCCAAAGAUAAUGAAGGCUCUGCGAGUUAGUGUGUUUGAUGAGAAGAGCAUUGAUUACUUUAAGUGUCUGGUGUUUGAUGCUAUGAAAUAUCGUAAGGAACACGAGAUUAUACGACCAGAUAUGAUACAUUUACUAAUGGAGGCGCAACGACAGGGAGAAGCUGAAGGAGCGGCGGAAAAACAAUUUUCAGACGACGAUUUAUUGGCUCAAUGUCUGCUUUUCUUCUUCGCUGGCUUUGAAACUGUUUCCACCUGCCUCUGCUUUCUCACCUAUGAGUUAUGCAAGAAUCCAGAAGUACAAUCGCAGCUUCACAAUGAAAUUCUCGAGGUGCAGAAGAAAUUGCAGGGAAAACCUUUGGACUACGAUACUCUGGUGCAUAUGAAGUAUCUUGAUAUGGUUGUAUCUGAAGCAUUGCGUAAAUGGCCGCCAGCUCCUCGCACUGAUCGCUUAUGCAAUGCAGACAUCGAUCUGAAGGAUGAAAACAAUCAGUUUGUGGUCUCGUUAAAGAAAGGAGAUGUGCUCUUUAUACCCAUCAUUGCAUUGCACUAUGAUCCAGAGAACUUUGCAGAGCCCACAGAAUUUAGACCUGAACGCUUUUCGGAUGAGAAUAAGCAAGAGAUUAAACCAUUUACCUAUCUACCCUUUGGUGUUGGACCUAGAAAUUGCAUUGGCAAUCGCUUGGCUUUGAUGGAGGUCAAGUCCAUAGUGUAUCAUUUAAUACUCAAAUUCCAAUUGGAGCCAGCAGAGAAAACGGUAAAGGAUAUGAUGAGCAGCAUUCAAGGCUUUACAAUGGUGCCAAAGGAAAAGUUCUGGAUCAAAUUUGUUGCCAGAAAAUCGAAUGAAAGUUAA
This is a messenger RNA of Drosophila sulfurigaster albostrigata, 1542 nucleotides long. RefSeq names its product probable cytochrome P450 9h1. The record is from RefSeq and is a predicted model, not a curated record. The transcript is spliced from 3 exons. Gene Ontology annotation, molecular function: monooxygenase activity; heme binding; oxidoreductase activity, acting on paired donors, with incorporation or reduction of molecular oxygen. NCBI's taxonomy places the organism in Eukaryota, Metazoa, Arthropoda, Insecta, Diptera, Drosophilidae. Bases 1 to 1542 code for a protein of 513 amino acids.